This is a messenger RNA of Guillardia theta CCMP2712, 1038 nucleotides long. RefSeq lists its product as hypothetical. The transcript has 12 exons. NCBI's taxonomy places the organism in Eukaryota, Cryptophyceae, Pyrenomonadales, Geminigeraceae. The coding region runs from base 1 to 1038 and encodes 345 amino acids. The record is from RefSeq and is a predicted model, not a curated record.
AUGGUGUACGAAAUGCAUAAUGGCGAUAUAAGAUCAUGUUUGAAUGCGCUUCAGAUGCUUUCUCGCGACGGUGGACACGUGGAUGUAGCAAAGCUACGAACCGUUGGAGAUUGCGUGCGGGAUUGCAACAUGAGUAGCGGACUAUUUGAUGUCUGGAAUGCUACUUUCAAGCUUGCAGCAAAGCAGGACCAGAAGCAAGGGGUCAAGCACAUGGAUUUGCAUAAGUUGCUGAAUUUUCAUUCUUCCAGCAUGACGACUAUUUUACUGGGAUGCCAACACAAUUUCCCAAAAGUGAAAUAUACCGAUCCAAGAAUGCUCAAGACUAGCGCUUGCUUGGAGUCUUUGGGGGAUGCAGAUGUCAUGCACAGCUACAUCAACCAACAUCAAUCAUACUCGUUGAGCCCGUACCUCAAGAUUCCUUGUCUCAAAUUCCACCAUCUUUGUGCCGCUCCGCAAUGGCCUUCUAUCGAAUAUCCACGAGCUGCCUCUGAGCCGGACAUCAAAGUGACAAAUAUGCACCUCAUGAGCGCAGAGCACCGGCAACGCAUUCAAGAUCACGUCUCUAUCAUGCUCACCUUUGGCUUGCGAUACCGUCCACAGACUCAAGAUAACGGCAAGGCAGAAUUGGCCAUGCAACCGCCCAUUGAGGACUUAGUGAAAAACUUAAGCAAGAACUAUCAGAAUGCCCUCAAGCACGAACUUAUGACUCACAUCGAGCAGCUGGUUGAGAUCGCAGCGCUCAAGAAGCGAGAGGAAAGAAAUCCAAAGCAGGAGGGCGAGGAGAAACAAGUGAGCAUCCCUGCAAAUUUUACGACACCUCCUACGAUAAAGAAUAAGACGAAAGUCUUCGGGAAUGCCGGAUGGGCUUCGCUCUCUCAACAUGCAGCAAGCAAGAGUCAUCUCGCCUGCUCCAACAGUGAUUCCAACGUCUUGCUGUCCAUGGCUGACCUGUUUCCAGCACAUCCCGUUAAGUACAAGUUCACCGAAGGAAUGACCAACGCGAUCAAGCGCCCUGUGUUCCUCCGAGAUCUUCUCUAG